This is a messenger RNA of Pipistrellus kuhlii (Kuhl's pipistrelle), 8264 nucleotides long. RefSeq names its product SH3 and multiple ankyrin repeat domains 2 (gene SHANK2). Bases 69 to 5747 code for a protein of 1892 amino acids. The record is from RefSeq and is a predicted model, not a curated record. NCBI's taxonomy places the organism in Eukaryota, Metazoa, Chordata, Mammalia, Chiroptera, Vespertilionidae. Gene Ontology annotation, cellular component: postsynaptic membrane; dendritic spine; postsynaptic density. The transcript is spliced from 26 exons. Gene Ontology annotation, molecular function: ionotropic glutamate receptor binding; synaptic receptor adaptor activity.
UCCCCGCCCCGGGGCUCGAUCCGCCCGCCGCGCCGGAGCCACGGAGGCCGGGCCCAGGCGCCGGCGCCAUGCCGCGCAGCCCCACGUCCAGUGAGGACGAGAUGGCCCGCAGCGUCUCCGACUACUCCCUGGGCUCCGAGUCCGACAGCUCCAAGGAGGACACCGUCUACGACACCGUCCGGGCCCCGGCGGGCAGGCCGGGCCCCGCGCUGGUCAUCCGCAUCAUCAUCCAGGACCUGCAGCAGACGAAGUGCCUCCGCUUCGACCCCGACGCCACGGUGUGGGUGGCCAAGCAGCGGGUGCUGUGCUCGCUGAACCAGAGCCUCAAGGACGUGCUCAACUACGGGCUGUUCCAGCCGGCCCGCGCCGGCCGCGCCGGCAAGUUCCUGGACGAGGAGCGGCUGCUGCGCGAGUACCCGCAGCCCGCCGGCCCCGGCGUGCCCGCCCUGGAGUUCCGGUACAAGAGGCGGGUGUAUGGACAGCGCCCCCCGGACGAGAAGCAGCUGGCCAGGCUGCACAGCAAGACCAGCCUGCGGAAAUGCAUGGACUACGUGCAGCACCGCUCGGUGGAGAAGAUGGUGAAGAUGCUGGACCGGGGCCUGGACCCGAACUUCCACGACCUGGACACGGGCGAGGCGCCCCUGACCCUGGCGGCCCAGCUGGAGGACUCGGCGGAGGUGAUCAAGGCGCUGCGGAACGGCGGGGCGCACCUGGACUUCCGCGCCCGGGACGGGCUGACCGCGCUGCACAAGGCCGCCCGCGCCCGCAACCAGGCGGCCCUCAAGACCCUCCUGGAGCUGGGCGCGUCCCCCGACUACAAGGACAGCUGCGGCCUCACCCCGCUCUACCACACGGCCAUCGUGGGCGGCGACCCCCGCUGCUGCGAGCUGCUGCUGCGGGAGCGGGCGGCCGUGUGCUGCCCGGACGAGAACGGCUGGCACGAGAUCCACCAGGCCUGCAGGUACGGGCACGUGCAGCACCUGGAGCACCUGCUCUUCUACGGGGCGGACAUGGGGGCGCAGAACGCCUCUGGGAACACGGCCCUGCACAUCUGCGCCCUCUACAACCAGGACAGCUGUGCGCGGGUGCUGCUGUUCCGGGGCGGCGACAAGGAGCUGAAGAACUACAACAGCCAGACCCCCUUCCAGGUGGCGAUCAUCGCGGGCAACUUCGAGCUGGCGGAGUACAUCAGGAGCCACAAGGAGACCGACGUGGUGCCCCUCAUGCCAACCAGGAGGACCGUCUCCGGGGCACCUCCUCCCUCCCGCUGCCCCUCCGGCGGCUGGGCCCCGCCCUGCAUCGCGGAGGAGCCGGCUGGCCUGUGUCCCCCGGCCCCGGGCCUGCACAGGAGCUGCAGCGGGGAGCAGGCCCCCUGGACCGGCAGCGUGCCCUUCCGCGAGGCCCCGGCCUACACCAACCGCCGGCGCCGGCCCCCCAGCUCGCUGGCCGCCCCCCGCGUGCUGCUGCGCUCCAACAGCGACAACAACCUCACCGCCAACGCGCCCGCCUGGGCCGCCGGGCCCGCCCAGCGCAGCCUCUCCCCGCAGCCGCUGCAGCCCGCGCCCGGCCCGGCCGACGCCCCGCGGGCCGUGGGCAGCUACGUGCCCGGGCCCCGCAGCCGCUCCCCGUCGCUGCACAGGCUCGGUGGCGCUGGCGAGGAUGGCAAGAGGCCCCUGCAGCCCUGGCCCGCGGGGCCGGCCUUCCCGCCCGGGGCCCACAAGGACGCGCCCUCCGCCGCCCAGCACCCGGGGCCCAAGCGGAAGCUGUACAGCGCGGUGCCCGGGAGGCUCUUCGUCGUCGUCAAGCCGUACCAACCCCAGGCCGACGGCGAGAUCCCCCUCCACCGGGGCGACAGGGUCAAAGUCCUGAGCAUCGGCGAAGGCGGCUUCUGGGAAGGCAGCGCCCGCGGCCACAUCGGGUGGUUCCCGGCGGAGUGCGUGGAGGAGGUGCAGGGCCGGCCCCGGGACAGCCAGGCAGACACGCGUGCGGACCGCAGCAAGAAGCUGUUCCGGCACUACACCGUGGGCUCCUACGACAGCUUCGACGCCGGCAGCGACUGCACCAUCGAGGAGAAGGCGGUGGUCCUGCAGAAGAAGGACAAUGAGGGCUUCGGGUUUGUCCUGCGCGGGGCGAAAGCGGAUACGCCCAUCGAGGAGUUCACGCCGACGCCGGCGUUCCCGGCCCUGCAGUACCUGGAGUCCGUGGACGAAGGCGGGGUGGCCUGGCAGGCCGGCCUGAGGACCGGGGACUUCCUGAUCGAGGUGAACAGCGAGAACGUGGUGAAGGUCGGGCACCGGCAGGUGGUGAACAUGAUCCGCCAGGGAGGGAACCACCUGGUCCUCAAGGUGGUCACGGUCACCAGGAGCCUGGACCCCGAUGACACCACCAGGAAGAAAGCGCCCCCGCCUCCCAAGCGCGCUCCGACCACGGCGCUCACGCUGCGCUCCAAGUCCAUGACCUCGGAGCUGGAGGAGCUGGUGGAUAAAGCCUCGGUCCGGAAGAAGAAGGAUAAGCCCGAGGAGAUCGUGCCCGCCGCCAAGCCCUCCCGUGCCGCCGACAGCGUGGCCGUGGAGUCCCGCGUGGCCACCAUCAAGCAGCGGCCCUCCAGCCGGUGCUUCCCGUCCGUGUCCGACGUGAACUCCGUGUACGAGCGCCAGGGCAUCGCCGUGAUGACGCCCACUGUGCCCGGGAGCCCGAAGGGCCCGUUCCUGGGCCUCCCUCGAGGUACGAUGCGAAGGCAGAAGUCAAUAGACAGCAGACUGUUUCUGUCAGGAAUAACGGAGGAGGAGCGGCAGUUCCUGGCUCCUCCGAUGCUGAAGUUCACCAGGAGCCUGUCCAUGCCGGACACGUCCGAGGACAUCCCCCCACCCCCGCAGUCCGUGCCCCCGUCUCCCCCGCCCCCCUCCCCCACCACCUACAACUGCCCCAAGUCCCCGACGCCCAGGGUCUACGGCACCAUCAAGCCCGCCUUCAACCAGAACCCCGCGGCCAAGGUGUCGCCGGCCACGCGCUCGGACACGGUGGCCGCCGUGAUGCGGGAGAAGGGGCUGUUCUACCGCCGGGAGCUGGACCGCUACUCGCUGGACUCCGACGACCUCUACGGCCGCACCCCCGCCGUCCAGGCCGGCGCCCGCGGCCGGCGGGGGCAGAUGCCCGAGAACCCGUACUCGGAGGUGGGCCGGAUCGCCAGCAAGGCGGUGUACGUGCCGGCCAAGCCCGCGCGGCGCAAGGGCACGCUGGUGAAGCAGUCCAACGUGGAGGACAGCCCCGAGAAGGCCUGCUCCAUCCCCAUCCCCACCAUCAUCGUCAAGGAGCCCUCCACCAGCAGCAGCGGCAAGAGCAGCCAGGGCAGCAGCGUGGAGACCGACCCCCCGGCUCCCGAGCCGCCCGGCCAGCUGCGGCCGGACGACGGCCUGGCCGUCAGCAGCCCCUUCGCGGCCGCCAUCGCCGGGGCCGUGCGGGACCGGGAGAAGCGGCUGGAGGCCAGGAGGAACUCGCCCGCCUUCCUGUCCACGGACCUGGGGGACGAGGACGUGGGUCUGGGGCCGCCCACCCCCCGGGCACAGCCCCUCGAGUUCCCCGAGGAGGGCGCUUUUGGCGAGGAGGAGGGCGCCGAGCAGCUGGUGUUGCCCGCCUCGCCGGGGGCAGUGCCCAGGGAGCCGGAGAGCCAUUUGGUGGGUGGCGGCGAGGCCAGAGCUCAGGGUGAGGCCGGGAGGCUGCCGAACACGUCCAAAGCCAAGUGUCCCGAGGGCAGCCCCGUGGGGCCCCCCAAGGGCGGCACCACGAGCCCCGAGAACUACGUGCACCCGCUGACGGGGCGGCUGCUGGACCCCAGCUCCCCGCUGGCCCUGGCGCUCUCCGCGCGGGACCGAGCCAUGAAGGAGGCCCAGCAGGGCCCCAAGGGGGAGGCCCCCAAGGCCGACCUCAACAAACCCCUCUACAUCGAUACCAAAAUGCGGCCCAGCGCGGAGGCGGGCCUCCCCUCGGCCGCCAGGCAGGGCGCGCGCGGGCCGCUGCGGCGCCAGGAGACGGAGAACAAGUACGAGAGCGGCCCGGGCCGGGACCGCAAGGGCGAGGACCGCAAGAACAUGCUCAUCAGCAUCGUGGACACGUCCCAGCAGAAGCCGGCCGGCCUGCUCAUGGUCCACACGGUGGACGCCGCCGCGCCCGGCAGCCGCCUGGAGGCGGGGGGCGAGGACGCCGCCGCGGAAGCCACGCCGGGCCGCCCGCUGCCCGCGGUGCCGGAAGGCGUUCCCGAAACCGAAGGUGCUUUACCGAUCGCCGCCGGCCCCGAGCCCGCGGCCACCACGCCCGGCAGGACCAUGGUGGCGGCGGGCUCCCUGGAGGAGGCGGUGAUCUUGCCAUUCCGCAUCCCGCCCCCGCCGCUGGCGUCCGUGGACCUGGACGAGGACUUCGCCUUCACUGAGCCAUUGCCGCCCCCCCUGGAGUUCGCCAACAGCUUCGACAUCCCCGACGACCGCUUCGCCUCCGUGCCCGCCCUCGCGGGCCCGUCCCCGCAGGACAGGAAUGGCGCCGCCCCGGCCCCCGCGCCGAACCCCAGCCAGCCCGCCGGCUCCGCCGACGGCAAGACGCAGGCCGGCCUCCCCAACUGCCUGCCGGCCCCGCUCCUGCCACCGCCCGAGAGCUUCGACACCGUCACGGACUCGGGCAUCGAGGAGGCGGACAGCCGCAGCGGCAGCGACCACCCCCUGGAGACCACCAGCACCGUCUCCACCGUGUCCAGCAUCUCCACGCUGUCCUCCGAGGGCGGCGAGAGCGUGGACACCUGCACGGUCUACGCGGACGGGCAGGCGUUCGUGCUGGACAAGCCCCCCGUCCCGCCCAAGCCCAAGGUGAAGCCCAUGGUCCACAAAGGCAACGCGCUCUACCAGGACGCGCUGGCGGAGGAGGAGGCCGACGGCUUUGUGCCCCCGCCCGCGCCGCCCCCCCCGCCCGGCGGGGCCCAGCCCGGGGCCGGGAAGGGGGUCCAGCCGAGGACCUCCAAGCUGUGGGGCGACGUCUCCGAGGUGAGGAGCCCCAUCCUCUCCGGCCCGAAGGCGAACGUGAUCAGCGAGUUGAACUCGAUCCUGCAGCAAAUGAACCGAGAGAAACUGGCCAAGCCGGGCGAGGGCGUGGACGCGCCCACGGGGACCAAGCCGGCCGGCCUCGCUCCCAGGAGCCCGGAGGUCAUGAGCACCGUCUCAGGGACACGGAGCACGACGGUCACCUUCACCGUCCGCCCCGGGACCUCGCAGCCCAUCACCCUGCAGAGCCGGCCCCCCGACUGCGACAGCAGGACCUCAGGAACCAGACGUGCCCCGAGCCCCGUGGUCUCGCCCACGGAGAUGAGCAGGGACAUCCUGCCCGCCCCGCUCCCCGCCACCGUGGCAUCCCCUUCCCCCACCCUCUCCGAGGUCUUCAGCCUCCCGGGCCCGCCCGCGGCCGGGGACCUGUUCGGCCUGAGCCCCGGGGGGCGCAGCCGGUCGCCGUCCCCCUCGGUCCUGCAGCCGCCCCUCUCCGGUAAGCCUUUCACCACGAAGCCCGUGCACCUGUGGACCAAGCCCGACGUGGCCGACUGGCUGGAGAGCCUGAACCUGGGCGAGCACAAGGAGAUGUUCCUGGACAACGAGAUCGACGGCAGCCACCUGCCCAGCCUGCAGAAGGAGGACCUCAUCGACCUGGGCGUGACGCGCGUCGGGCACCGCAUGAACAUCGAGAGGGCCCUGAAGCAGCUGCUGGACAGAUAAGGGCGGCUGCGCGGGCCCCACAGACUCCGUCAGACGCGGAGAGGGCUCCGCGGCGGGCUGGGCUCCUGGCGCCCAAAGCAGCGCGGGCGGCGGGCCCAGCGCCUGCGGGUCUGCUGGGCUGUGUCCACGGGGCACGGAGGGCGUUUUCUAACCAGAGGGCGACGCACAGCCGCGCGGCGGCCCGGCCUGCAGGCCGAGGGGCGACCCGCUCCCCAUGUGCCCCAUCCCUCCCGCCGGCGGCUCCGUGCUCGCCCGCUCCGCCCUCCUGCGCUUCGCCCGCCGUGCGGGGCCGAGUGGACAGGAGGGGAGAGAAGCCUCCUCGGCCGCCUCCCGCCUCCGAGACGUGGGCCAGGGCUCCUGGGCCGAGGGCCUGGCAGCGGAGUGGACCGGGAUCGUGAGCCGUGCUUAGCUUGCUUGUUUUCUUUCUGCAAAUCCACUCGCAUGAUUCCCAAGUGGCCGGACACGUCACGGCGUUAGUCAAAGCACAAAGUCACGAUUCCGAGGAGGAGGGGCUUUUCACGGAGAGGGUGUGGCAUUCGGCCCGGCAGAGCCUGGGCUCCCACUCUGGCGUGAGGGACGAGAGGCGGUGAAUGUCGGCCACAUGCUGUUGGCUGCGGCCUGAGCAGGUGGCACGGCGGGCCUCCCUUCUCCCGUGUCCAGGACCCCACCACCUUGUCUUAAUGGGACCACAGUGUUUGAGAAUCGGGGUGUGGCCGGGCCUGGGGAGACGGUGGGCUGUAGGGGGAGGGUAUGAGGCAGGGGUCGCAGGAAGCCCACCGCCUCCCCGGCCAGGCUGUCGUCAGCCCUGCCUCCCCCAGAGCUCCCUCCCCUGUGACCACACCUCUUUUUGCCAAGGGAGGUCACCAGUCAGGCUUCCAGCACAUUCUCCCCUUUUGGAAGGAACUGGAAUGUCAGGUUUGGGGCUUUUGUUAUGAUUUCAGAACUAGCCUGGCCCAUCUCCAAUUACAAAAACACAAUUUUCUCUUUCUUUGCGCUCACAACCAGGCGUCUCACUAGGUCUGGAUCAGCUAUAGGACGAACACGUAACAUUUAGCGGUUUAAAUUCUUCACUGCGAGUUUAGUUGUACAGAUAGUUCAUAAGCACAACCUUCUAGGAAAACCACCGCGGCUGCCUCCCGCGCGGCCUCUGUGCUGGCUCCGUGCUCGAGGUCCGAGAGCCACGUCUGUGACUGCUGUGGCCUCGUCACCGGGCGACCUUCUCCACUCCAGCUCCUCCGGACGCAUCGGAACCCGCCGGCUGUGCUGCAACUGCGUCAUCAAAGGACAAUUAUUCAGGUGGUUACGGUACUCAGUGCAGCAGUUUCUCAGCACGCUCACACACGUAUGCACACACAUACACGUGCACACACCCAUUUCCAGCCACAGGCACUGAGUGGGAAGCCGGAGUGGACCUCCUGCAGGCCCAGCUCCGCCCCAACCCCAAGUCGGUGGAACGUCAAGGCUCUUUCCGUCCACGCCCUUUCCGUUCCCGUCCAGGACGCGGGUGGCCGGCGAGGCUGGCAUGGUUCUGGAAGCCAUUCCCGUCGCCCGUCCGUCCGUCAGCUCCCUGCUUUCCUUUGCGUCUGCGGCCCUCUGUGCUCAGUGCCACGGCCAAUGCCAGGCCGGGCGGGAGGGGACCGGACGCGGUGGCCGUGGGUCCCGUCGGUGAGAGCUCGCUGUGCACACCCCCCAGAAGCCCGCGGAAGAGGCCGAAGAGCCGAGGGAACCGCUCACUGUCGCCCUCUCGUUCUCGCAGAGUGACAGGACCCGUCGGGACCUGCGCUGACCACAAGGGACCCUUCUUGCCAAAAUGAACCCACCUCUCGCUCCGCUCCACUCAGUGACCUUGCUCCAGCAAUAGCCCUCGUCCGAGCCGCCCCCUGGCCGCCCGGGCCCGGCGGGGCCAGGCCUGCUCCGCGCGGAACCACGCCCGAUGCUCACACAGGACCAUGUGGACACUAUCCCAGGUUUCAAGAUCAACUUUUGUUACAUACUGUAAUUUAAAUAAAGCGCAUUUACAAGCCUAGUUUCUGUAAUAUUGUGUACACAGAACCAAACCUCUCGGAUGUAAAUUUUGUAUCUCCGCCAGCCCCUCCCCGGGGCACCCACACUUCAGUUGAUUCACACACCACAGAGGUGACGCGGUGGCUCGGUUUGCCGAACCCUGCAUAUCACGGUGAGCUAUCUGUGGGACUUCCGUCAGAAAACGGUGACUUCCCCCUGAGUUUCUGAGCGAGCAAGCAUUGCCCGGGGGGUCCGGCAAGGACAUUUCUGUGGGGCCACAAAUACUGAUCUUUUUUCCCCAUUAACCUUUGUUUUCUGUUUUUUAGAGAAUCUGUUUCACACCACACUUUGUACACCGUGUCCACACUCUCUGUCGCUGUUACUUUUGUGCUUUAAUUCUUUUUAGACUUUAUUAAAAACAAAGACAAGCCCCUGUCAUUUGCACUUUCUCCUGACCCUUCCAUCUCUUGUAUGGCAACCAAAUUCUGUAAAAAUAAAUAUCCUAUUGCACUA